This is a messenger RNA of Amphiprion ocellaris (clown anemonefish), 3315 nucleotides long. RefSeq names its product family with sequence similarity 189 member A1 (gene entrep2). NCBI's taxonomy places the organism in Eukaryota, Metazoa, Chordata, Actinopteri, Pomacentridae. The coding region runs from base 889 to 3216 and encodes 775 amino acids. The record is from RefSeq and is a predicted model, not a curated record. Gene Ontology annotation, cellular component: membrane. The transcript is spliced from 11 exons.
AAUCACAGGGAGUUUUUUUUUUUUUUUUUUUUUUUUUUUUUGAUGUUUCCUCCCUGAUAGUAGGCUGGAUAGAGAGCACACCUCCCCUCCUUCACCAUCAUCAUCGUAGUAAAAACAGACUCCGCGCAGCUCGCCGCCAUGAAGACGCACAGAGUGGCACAUCUCCAACACGCAGUGUGCCUCUCCUGUCCUGGCUGCUAGAUUUGCUGUCGUCUGUGAAAACCUCGGUUGGUGCUUCACACACAGAGACGUGAAGGAGAAGCGCUGCUCGCUCAGACCUGCGGGGUGUCCAAACAUCAAAAAGACGAACACAAUCCUGCUUUUUUUUUUUUUUUUUUUUACGCAUUUAGGCGUUUUUCUCUGCGUUUAAUCUUCGAGGAGUGCGUUUUCUCUUUUGAAACACGCGUCUUAUCCAGGCUCCAUCUCUCUCUUUUGAGUACUUGGAGAGCCUGCAGAGGCGAGCAUGACAGCAUGACAAUGGUGCAAGGCUGCUUGACAGCAGGAUGAUGCGUUUUGGGUUUUUCCUCAUUGCGUUUUGACUUUUGAGGAAUGGGCUCUUCGCCGGAGCAGUUACCGAGAACUCCUGCGGUUUAUUUUGCGUAUUUGAACAGAUUCCUACUUCUCCGUGUGUGUGUUAUGUUCAGCAUCUGGUGCCUCGUCCAGUCCGCUCUUUUCUCACCUUUCUCCUCCCAUCAGCCGCAGCGCGUCUCUAAUUGGAGCGACUCCGAGCAUCUUAAUUAAUGGCGAUCUUCCACAUCGGACACUGACCCUCAGUUCCAGCGUUUCUCGACUCGCUGCAGGCGGAAAACACGACGCUUCUUUCCGUUGUUGGACCUAAUUGGACUUAUUCGCUUCACCUGCAGUCGUCUAAGCUAUUUUCUAGUGACUAUGCCGGUGAACGCGCUGCCCCGCGGCGGCAGCAGUGGCUUCGGCGGCCCGGGAUCCCUGAGCCCGGCGUCGCUGUCCCGGAGCCUGUCACGGCUGAGGGAGUUCCGGACCCGGACGAGGAUCAUGCUGGCUCUGGGGGUCUCUCAGAUGGUCCUGGGGAGCCUCAUCCUGGCGGUCAGCUUCGCGGCUCUGGCCCUCACCACAUCACCCAGAGUCCGGCACUCCUGCCCCUUCUGGGCAGGUUUCUCUGUUCUGCUCUCUGGACUCAUUGGGGUGGUGUCAUGGAAGAGGCCGCUUUCUCUUGUGAUCACAUUCUUCAUGCUGCUGUCUGCAGUGUGUGUGAUGCUCAACCUGGCCGGCUCCAUCCUCUCCUGCCAGAACGCUCAGCUCGUCAACUCUCUGGAAGACUGUCAGCUGUGUGGAUGUGUGUUCUCCCCUCCUCCCCCCCAGCUCAAGUUUGACAGCGAUGGAGUGUGUGUUUGCUGCGAGCUACAGAAGCAGAGUUCGAGCUGCAACAACCUGGGAGAGACGCUGAAGCUGAAUCCACUGAGGGACUGCAACACCAUACGCCUCCGUCUCAAGGAGCUGCUGUUCAGCGUAUGUGCCCUUAACGUCAUCUCCACCAUUGUGUGCGCUCUCGCCACUGCAAUGUGCUGUAUGCAGAUGGUCUCGACUGAUGUGCUGCAGAUGUUUAUGCCGCACAGAGCUCGAGCCCUAAAUGCUGACUGUAUGACCCCCCAUGGAACCAUCCUGCACCAAACGCUGGACUUUGAUGAGUUUAUUCCUCCCAUCCCCCCUCCACCAUACUACCCCCCAGAGUACACCUGCACCCCCUCCAUGGAUGGACAGAGAGGCCUCCAUCUGGAUUUCCCUCAUUCUCCCUUCAGUGCCAUCUAUGGGGUUCCCAUCAACAGCCCAGGGACCCUCUACCCGACUGACCUGCCGCCUCCAUAUGAGUCUGUGGUGGGUCAAACCCCUGCAAGCCAGGUCACCACCAGUAUCGAGCAACAGGCCACUGAGUCCAGUCUAUGUGAGAGAAAUACCACGGCAGGACUCAGCACUCAGGCCUCAGUGGACAGUGCAUCCCUGAUGGUGUCAGAGGUGGCCGAUCAGGACCAGACUUGCUCCUCGGAGGACUUGUGCUCCCUGGAGGUCCAGGGUUCAGACUCGUCUCCCUACGGCACCCUCCACAUCGCCCCCACCGAUGGAAGCUGCACCAGCCUGGAACUCUGCACACGUGGUUCCUCGCGGUGCCAUCGUGGCUUGCCUAACACCGACGCUCGUCCUAGUGAUACCGGAUACAGCGAGUCGUCGCACACCCAGGAGUCCCUGGAACGCUCGCCGGACUGGUCCUCAGGAAACUUUAGCAAUCCGGACCAGGAGGAUUCCACAGAGAACACACAUCCGUGUGAGGAACUCAGGGCCUCAAUGCAUAUAUGUGACGAGUUGGCCUCAGCCAAAUAUUUACCAGAGGAGCCACCUAAAGCAUCAACACACUCCCUCAUUAAAGCACGAAUGAUGAGCCGGAAGCUCACUCUCCCCGUCACCAUCCCCCCACCACCUCAGCCUUGCUCCCCCACCUCUGUGGCUUCCUCUGGUGGAACUUCAGCUAUUAGCCCUUUGGCUCCUUCUCCUUCCCCUUCACCUCCCACCAGGCCUCGAGGCCCCAGGCUGUGUUUCAGUGUUUGGUCACCCUCCUCUGCAUCACAGCCCCCCUCUACCUCAGCCCAAAGCGGCCACUCACCCUCAGACAGGCCUCGGGGGCUCCGAGCAGCCAGGAGGUACCGCAAACUGGCUCGCAUCGUCCGGUCCACCAGUGACCCAAUCUCCUGUUCCACCACGACAGGAAGAGAAAAUAGUGGCUGCACCUCUGGAAAUACUGCUGAAGAUUCCGCUUAUACAUCACCAGACCAGGAGCCAAGAGACAUUUCAACAGAGAUAGCUGGAGCCAAACCCAGUCAAAUAAGCGUCAGGAAGCAGCAGAAGGAGGGCAGGAAAGUUGACAUCCACCUUAAACCCCGAUCUCUCCACACCCACUCCUCCCACGAGCGCCCACACUCCCUGGCUGACCUUAAGAUGUACAAAGACACCAAAAUAUUAGUGGCUAAGUUCCUGGAGCACUCCAGCUGCAGUCUACCUCCUGAAGUCCAGCAGGUUGUCAACAACAUCAAGUGCGUCAUCAAGUCGGAUGAGAAACAUAUGGAAGAGGCCAUCUUUAGUGCCAAUGUCAUCGAUCAGGUAAGUGGAUUGGACAGUGAACAAAUAACCUAUGACAACAGCGAUUUAGAAAACUAUAGACCUUCCUCUGGUUUUGAUGAUUAUUGGUGAGCAAUGAUCAAAUUGGACUAAGUAUGUUAGAGGCCCUGAGAGACUACAAUGCCCUUUACAUACCAGAAAAUAAACUUAGAGAAAUGAAAAAUGGGGAGU